Messenger RNA from Drosophila teissieri, 586 nucleotides. RefSeq names its product protein midgut expression 1. Lineage: Eukaryota; Metazoa; Arthropoda; Insecta; Diptera; Drosophilidae. The coding region runs from base 82 to 309 and encodes 75 amino acids. The transcript is spliced from 4 exons. The record is from RefSeq and is a predicted model, not a curated record.
UUGUCGACAAAGGCGGUUGAUUUUGAUUACCCAAAUUUUUUAUAUUCAUUAGGAAUCGUCUCAACAAAAAAAGAUACCAACAUGUGCAAGUGCCUAGCCGGAAACGUAGCCUGCUGCUGCUUCAACUGUGCACUUAGUGUGCUAAUCUCAAUCAUCAGUGGAUUUCUGGUGAUCGGCAUUGUGGUCGGCUUGGCCAUCUACUUCAUUGCCUACUACGAAAAGGAGGAUGAUGUUACCAAGCUAACCAACAAAGUAACCGAAAAUAUCCAGUCUGGAUACGAUAAAAUCAAGGAUGCCCUAAGCAAAUAAAAUCAUCUAUGAUUAGUACACUGUGAAAAAUGUUGCAGGCUUUGCAUAAUUCCAUUCAUCCAGAUUAAUUGCCACCAAUUUACAGAAACAAACACCGCUGGAGCCUUUUAGAAGAGAAUAACUGUUAAACUGUUUCAGUAUCAGUACAAAUAAAUAUUACAACACCUUCUAACUACAUAUAUUGUGAAUCUCCAGCUAAUGCAAAAGAUGUUUUAACGCAAAAGAUUUUUUAUAUAUAAAUAUUUAUGAUGUUCAAACGCAGAUUAUAUUACUUAAA